Messenger RNA from Olea europaea var. sylvestris, 495 nucleotides. RefSeq lists its product as uncharacterized. The record is from RefSeq and is a predicted model, not a curated record. Bases 1 to 495 code for a protein of 164 amino acids. The transcript has a single exon. Lineage: Eukaryota; Viridiplantae; Streptophyta; Magnoliopsida; Lamiales; Oleaceae. Gene Ontology annotation, molecular function: zinc ion binding.
AUGUUUGUUACCGAUCCGAUCGAUCAAUUCAUGUAUGAUGUGAGGAAUGACACCACAAAUUUUGUUGUUAACUUAGAUGAAAAAACUUGUACUUGUAGGCGGUAUCAAUUAGAACAUUUACCUCGCGAGCAUGUAGUAGCUGCGACGAAGAAGAGUGACUAUUCAAUUUACUCGUUCUGCUCUCUGUACUAUACUGUUGAGUAUUGGAAAGUAGCUUAUAGCGAUACUAUUUUUCCCGUGCCAAAUGAAGUUGAUUGGGAAAUUUUUGAAAAUUUGGGCUACCUCAAUGUGUCGCCACCGUUAGUACGACGACGAGGUGGACGUCCUAAAACAACAAAGAUUGCGUCUAUCGGAGAGUUUCCAAAAAGACACAAAUGUAGUAGGUGUACCGCAACUGGGCACAACCGGCUAACAUAUACAAGUCAGAUACCUUUAGCCGAUAGAAGAUUAGAGGAUGAGCACAUUAUUUGUGCAUUUGAUAGCAUGUCAUUUUGA